Molecule: messenger RNA, 2260 nt
Organism: Populus nigra (black poplar)
Lineage: Eukaryota; Viridiplantae; Streptophyta; Magnoliopsida; Malpighiales; Salicaceae
Product: pentatricopeptide repeat-containing protein At2g20710, mitochondrial-like
Exons: 4
Coding region: 956-2260 (434 amino acids)
Cellular component (GO): mitochondrion
Molecular function (GO): protein binding
Source: RefSeq, a predicted model, not a curated record
UUUAAAUAAAUAAAUAAUGAGGCUCUCACUCUAUUGCAAAUCCCAUUUACGUUCAAUUUUGGCCUCUCAACAUGUUUGCACCCCAACAUCUCAGUUACACCAAUUCUUGAUCAAUGGGUUAAUCAAGGCAAUUCUGUAACAAAAUAUGAGUUGCAGCAGAUAAUAACGGAGUUGAAGAUUUACAAGCGUUUCAAGCAUGCCUUCGAGGAUCCACAUUUCUCUAGUCCCUUUAUUUUUAUUAUGAUUUUUACUUUUACUUUUGGUAUUGGAUUAUGAUUUUUUGUUUCCCAUUUUUUUUAUAUGGAAGGAAAUGAUUUAUUGAAAAUAAGUAAAAAAGUGAACUUGGUGUAGAAUUCAUGUGGUUUUCACUUUUUAGAUGAUGAUCAGGGACUACAUUCUGUUGAUUGCAACAGAUGGGGAUGCAAAAAUGAAAUUUUAUUGAAUUUGUGAAGUUUGAAUGACCCACUUGAACCAUUGUUGUUUUGUUAUAUAUAAUAAAAAGAAUGAGACCUUGAUCUUUUGUUAUUAAACGACCAAAUCUUAUUACAGAUUUUGCCAAUCGAAGCAAAUGGGCCUGUGAAAUUAAGUAUGUUAAUCAGCUUGUAGAGAAGUAUGUUUACUUGUAAGUUAUUCUGUGCCUGUGAUUGUUUAUGGUCGAUUUGGAUUGGUUAUCUUCUGCCAACGAGGCUGUCGGCAUUUCUUGGAACUCUUGACAUUAUAAAAAAUUGAUCUUUUUGCUUGGAGACAGCUGCAAAAUUGACGGGGAGGUUGAAUAUGCAGGUGGCCUCAUCCUGAUACAGUGAUUUGCAGAGAUAUUUUAUUUUCAAGGCAGAAGUUGUUCAGAACCUUAUACUUUAUUUGCGUAGUGGAUAUGUUUCAAAGUCAUGCUUGUUUCCUCAUCCUCUUUAUUUUGAUUUAAUUUUAAUUUCUUUGUUCUUGCUGGAUAUCUCACUGGAUGAGCAACAGGAUGUAUUUUCCUCUUUCAUGCAAUGAUAUAGCAACCAGGAUGAACUUAAUCUUGAGGGUCCAUGGCAUACAAGAAGCAGAGAAAUAUGCUAAUGCAAUCCCACAGAAGCUAAAAGGGUUUAUGGUUUAUACUGCUCUUCUCAACUGCUAUGCACGUGAAAAAGAUGUGGAGAAGGCAGAGGCAACUUUUAAGAAGCUGACGGACAUUGGUGUUAUGAGGACCCCUCUAGUGUUCGAUAUAUUGAUGUAUCUUUACUUCCAGACAGGUAAUAAUGAGAAACUAGAUGCCUUGAUGUCCAAAAUGGAAUCAGAGGGCAUUCCAUUUGACCAAUAUACUUUCUGCAUCCGCUUUGCUGCAUUUGCAGCUGACUCUGACAAUGAGGGAAUGGAUAAGAUUCUGGAAAAAAUGGAGUCAAAUGGGGGAGGUGGUUCCAGAUGGUUGUAUUCCAGAAAAGGAAAUAAAGAUGAGUUGUAUCGUAUCUGGAAACCUGACGAGAAAAGGGAUAAAAUCUACAGUAAGGGCUAUAUGAGCAUGAUAAGCUCGCUUUUGAUGUUGGAUGAUAUUGAAGCUGCCGAGAUGAUGUUUAAGGAGUGGGAAUCCAGGGGAAUAUCCUAUUAUUUCCGAGUUCCUAACAUAUUGAUUAAUGCAUAUAGCAGGAAUAAUCUUUUAGAGAAGGCUGAAUCCCUUAUAGAUCAUGCGAUGAUGGAAGGGAGUGAACCUUCAGCUGAUGCAUGGUAUUCUCUGGCAAGUGGGUAUCUUGAGGUUAAUCAAGUCCCCAUGGCUAAGGAAGCUAUGAAGAAAGCAAUCUUGGUGUGUCUGGGAUGGAAACCCAUCAAGGAAACUUUAGCUUCCUGUUUGGAUCAUUUGGAAGGGAAGGGAGAUCAGAACAAAGCUGAAGAGUUCAUAGAAUUACUGAGAACUGAGAAUAUUUUCUCUCCAGUUGCUCACAACAGUUUGCUGACGUAUAUUAAGGGUCUCAAAUCACAAUCUGAUGGGCUUCUGAUAGCAGGUGGCUUCAAAGCUGACACCAUGCAAUCCUCUGGUAUGAUUCUGGUGAGUGGUGGAGGAACCGUGUUAGCGGGGACAAUCCGAUGGCCUAUGAGGCUGCUUCUGGAGUUCUGCCGUGAUGUGGACGAUGCAUGGGAGGACUGGAGUAAGGGGUCGGCUUAUUUUGCAGUGCUAGAGUUUGGAAAUGGGCCGAAGGCCCGCCAUUGGUCUCUCUCUGCAUUUCCUUCCGCCUUCUUUUAUGCAGAAUUAGAGAAGAAGAUGAGUGACCAUGAUUUUGGAUACUGA